Messenger RNA from Symbiodinium sp. CCMP2592, 993 nucleotides. Lineage: Eukaryota; Dinophyceae; Suessiales; Symbiodiniaceae. The record is from the annotation of a GenBank genome assembly.
AUGGUUGAAGGGGAUGGCUGCCAUCGUAUCGCGGCGCAGCACCGCAAGCAGCUGGUUGGGCGGAAGCUCGCCGCACGAUCCCCAAACGGACGCUUCCGCGCCGGGGCGCAGGCCAUUGUCAAGUGUGGUGGGGUACUGCUAAAGAUUGAAGUUCACGGCAAGAACAUGUUCUACUUCUUCGGGGCCGAGGGGUCCCAAGCUCCGAGUGUCGUGGUGCACGUUCACUUCGGGCUGGCUGGCGCCUUCGCCGUCUACAAGGAAGAGCCGGAGGCCGGCUCGAGCAUCCGCCUUCGUCUGGAGACAGCGGACAGCAAGGCCCCACAUCUGGUCGCCCAUUUGUCAGCCAUGGUGGUGAAGCACGGAAAGCCAGAGUCUCUGUACACAGCACUGGUGGCCAAGCUUGGCGCAGACCCCCUGCGGGAAGACGCGGAUCCGGAGAGCUUCGUCUCUGCCUGCGCUGCUGCGAAGAAGCCCGUGGGUACCGUUUUGAUGGACCAGUCCGUGUGCGCGGGUGUUGGAAACAUCUAUCGCACCGAAAUUUUGUACGAAGCUGCAAUCCAUCCCAAUCAGCCGGCCAAUACAUUGACGAGGGCAGAGGUGUUGAAGCUCUGGAACACAGCCGUGAAGCAGAUGCAAGCAGGCUACAAGUCAGGCUCCAUCUGGGGCACGAAGGCUGGUUCGUUCUGCUAUGACAAGAAGCAGUCGGCUUGCGGCGGAAAGGUGAAACACUGGAAGAUGGGAGGCAGAAGCGUUUACGCCUGUCAGAAACGUCAGCGCUUGGAAGCUCGAAAGGCUCCAAAAGAAUCGAAAGCUCCAUCGCUGCGCCGAUCUGGCACGCUGCACGUGGACGGCGUCGUCUCGGCCGUCAAGGCAGAAAACAAGAAACGCGCGCACCGGCGAGGCCUCGGGGUCCAGCAUGUCGCACUGAAGGACGACGAGACGCGGGCGGCCGCCCUGGCAGCACGCGUCCGGAAGCGCCCAAGCAAGAGAUGA